AUGGAAGAGCUGCAGGACGCUAUCGAAGACGUGCAAUACCUGCAAGCGGUUAACUCGAAGGACAGUGGUCCCAGCCCCACGGAAGCAUGGCCAUUCCCCAGCGAAAAGGAGCUAGAAGCAUUCAACACGGCGCGUCUCAAAGAGAAUGGGCAGAGCUUUUCUCUCGAAAGGAUUUGCGGAGGAGUGCUCGGGCUGUACCUGUUUGGCACGUUUUGCACGGAGAUGGGCGAGCGCAGCAAAUUCGAGUUCAUGUUGGAUGUGAUACGAUAUCGGCGAUUACGCACCCCGCAACUUCGGCUGCGGUUUGCCCAGGGGAUCAUCCGGAAAUUCCUCUUGGAUGUCAGCACCAGCCAAGAGGAGAUGGACGUACUGGUCGACAAAGCACCGAUACUGAGGCAGGAUUCAACACCGGCGUGUCUCGCCGAGCUCGAGAGAAGACGAUCCGACAUUCGAACGGAUGGAGGCGUUGGGGUGAACAGACUAGGUGUUGUCGGACCGCUCGUGGAGCAGCUUGUGCGACUGUUGCCGUCACCCGCUCGCGCGAGUGGCCCCCAAGAUAGCAUUGGAGUAUUGGGGGUAGCUGGGGGGCAGGGCGGCGUAGACGAUAAGAGCGGCAAGUGCUCUCUAGUCAACACAGCGGAUAUGAGCGAAGAAGAGGCAGAUGAGCAGCCGAUAGAUGCGGCUGGUCAGGCUACGGAGCAGCAGCGCGUCUCAGGAGGCGAGCCUGCAAUCGGGCAGUUGGCAGGCAAUGGUGUAUGCCAUGCUCCAGGUGAAGUUGCGCAUGUACUGACGGGGGGGCACGACGAACAAGAACGACCAUCAGGUGAACCGGAGGCAGCAAACGCGACGACGGAGGGUGUUCAAGACCAGCCCGCAAAUGUUGGGGUGACUCGCUCAUCAGAUCCCAAGGAGGAGUGGUAUCAGCCUGAGUUGUUCAACGUGCUGGAGGCGUGGAUCCUAGAGUACCUGCGAGAGAAGCUUCACUGUGGAUUUUUGCUUUCAAGCCACUUUCAGGAAUACACUCGCUUUCUCUAUGUCCAGCACAGACCGGUGACGGAGAACGAUUUCAUCCUCUUCCGUAUCUUGGGCCGAGGGGGAUUCGGCGCUGUCAACGGGUGUAAGCGCGGGUCGUCCGGCAAGCUCUUUGCAAUGAAGGUGAUGAACAAGCGACGAAUCAAAAUUCGACAAUCAGAGGACUUGUGCUGGAACGAGCGCCGCAUUCUUGAGGCUCUUGGGAGCCCGUUUGUGGUUUCGCUCAAGUACGCGUUUGAGUCUAAGAACGACCUGUUUCUCAUCCUGGAUUUGAUGACAGGAGGUGACCUGGGUUUCCACCUUCAGCACCUUGGUAUUUUUACGAAGGUGAUGGCCCAGUACUACACUGCGCGGACUGUUCUGGGAAUCCAACAUCUCCACCAGAAGGGCAUCGUUUAUCGAGACCUCAAGCCGGAGAAUGUGAUGCUGGACGAAUAUGGGCGUUCACGAAUAUCGGACAUGGGACUGGCGUGUAAGGUCACUCCCCACCUCACGGGCGCGUGCGGCACCAGAGGAUAUUGGGCCCCAGAGAUGCGUCUUCGAAAUUCCGCUGGCAAGCGUGUACCGUACAACGAGUGCGUGGACUGGUUCAGCCUUGGCUGCAUCCUUUAUGAGUUCUUGCGUGGCAUGAGCCCGUUCAGAACUGAGAGGGCAAUGGACUGGUGUGCGGACACCAUCCAAGACAAGGAAAAACGCGUGGACAAAGCGACAUUGGAGAUGGAACCGGAGUACCCGCCAAGAUACUUCGACUCCUUGGCGAUAGACCUCUGCACAAAACUGAUGAUGAAGGAUCCACAAAAGAGGCUUGGACGUAUGGGUGCCGACGAGAUAUUGGCGCAUCCAUGGUUCGGGAACUUGGACCGUGACGCAUUGGUCAUGGAUCAGGUGGAGAGCCCCUACGUUCCAAACAAGGACAUCAAUGCGGCACCUCAGAGAUCUAUCGGCAGCUUUGCGGACACUGACUCGAAGAUUUGGCACACCUGGCACAUAACCCACACCAUCUUGACGAACGUAUCACCAGUUUCAUGA
Messenger RNA from Ectocarpus siliculosus, 2061 nucleotides. NCBI's taxonomy places the organism in Eukaryota, Phaeophyceae, Ectocarpales, Ectocarpaceae. The record is from the annotation of a GenBank genome assembly.